AUGUCGGCUCUCAGAAGCCCCAGUUCCCGUGGUCUUCGUAAGCUCACUUCACAUCGCUCACCACUUGCUACGAGCACCUGCCGAUCAUUCUCGAUCCUCAAUCGGCCUAAGCCCAAUUACCCUGGCCAUGUGCCAUUGACAACAAUUGAACGCGGCGCUCUGGCCCUAGGCUCGGCAUUUGGUUCAUUGAUCAAUCCCCGUAGAGCAGAUCUUAUUGCCGCGUUGGGUGAGGCGACCGCAACUCCAUACUUUAUCUAUCGUCUUCGAGAUGCGAUGCUCUCCAACCCCACUGGUCGACGCAUUCUUCGCGAUCGCCCGCGCAUAACCUCGGAGACCCUCCAAAUGUCCUACCUGCGCACUCUUCCCGAGAACUCUGUUGGUCGCACGUACGCCACCUGGCUCGACCGAGAGGGUGUCUCCCCAGACACACGGGACAGUGUACAAUACAUUGAUGAUGAAGAAUGUGCAUACGUUAUGCAGCGGUAUCGCGAAUGCCAUGAUUUCUACCACGCGGUGACGGGUCUCCCUAUUUUUGUUGAAGGUGAACUGGCCUUGAAGGCAUUGGAGUUCUUGAACACGCUUCUUCCUAUGACCGGGUUGAGUCUCUUCGCUUUUGUUCGGAUGAAGCCCGCAGAGAAGGAGCGCUUCUUGACCCUGCAUUUGCCGUGGGCAAUCCGCAGCGGGUUGAAAAGUGAGGAGUUGAUCAAUGUGUACUGGGAAGAGGUACUGGAGAAGGAUGUGAAUGAACUACGAGCGGAGCUCAAUAUCGAACAGCCACCGGAUUUGAGAGAGAUUCGAAAAAUGAUGAGGCAGCAGCAGAAGCGGGAGAAAGAAAGGCUGGAACAGAUGUCGAGUUGA
Penicillium oxalicum is the source of this 858-nucleotide messenger RNA. RefSeq names its product ubiquinone biosynthesis protein COQ4 (gene coq4). Gene Ontology annotation, cellular component: mitochondrial inner membrane; mitochondrion. Lineage: Eukaryota; Fungi; Ascomycota; Eurotiomycetes; Eurotiales; Aspergillaceae. The transcript has 2 exons. The record is from RefSeq and is a predicted model, not a curated record. Gene Ontology annotation, biological process: ubiquinone biosynthetic process. The coding region runs from base 1 to 858 and encodes 285 amino acids.